AUGGUGACAAGCAUUGUCCUUGCCGGCAUCCUCUUCCCUAUCGCCAUAUACCUAGGCAUCGCGGCGAUCAUUCUCGUCAUCCUAGGCUGCGCGAGCUAUGUCUGCAUUACCGCAGUCCGUCAAUACGUGGAAAAAGCUCAUCGGAGGCUCAAACUUCGAUACUGUCGAGAACAAACUUUCGACUUCCUCGGCCUUCCACCUGAAAUUCGCCUGAUGGUCUAUCGCUGUACACUCCCUCCAGAUCGCACCUACUACAUGACUGCUCGCAAGCAGAGAUUCUAUGGUCAUCCUCUGCACAAGGAGCUCAAGAACGAGAUGAUCCCAAAUCCGCCUCGCCUGCUUCGCGUCUGUCGCCUCAUAAACCAAGAACUCUGGCCGCUGAUCUACAACCAAUGUAUCUUCUACAUUACCAUAUACUCAAUCAGGGAUCUGCUAUACGCCGUGGACCUUUUGGACCAUUAUGCAUCCCUGUAUGACCCCGACUACGCUACGGAUAUCUUCUCGUAUACAAGCAAUAUUCGGAUCCGAGUCAACGACCUCAUACUUGAUGUCCACCCUUCGUAUGACGGUCGGCAUGGAUGGCUGGUGGAGCUGAGCCAAACAACUCCACUGUGGGUAGGCCGUGGUACGAAGACGAUACUGCAGAACCGAACGCAAGCUGCUAGAACGGUGAGAACGAAUCCAAGAGGGGAGAUUGCCCCUGAAGCUAUCAGCGCUGGACAUCUGAAGGAGUCCAUACGUCGUAUGUCAAGGCUCCCUGUACUGGACAAAGCCGCCUUGAACAAAAUGCUUCCAUGGUAUCAUCGAUAUCAACGCCAGCACCGUCACAAACUGGCCACAUCACCUGUCUGA
Molecule: messenger RNA, 852 nt
Organism: Aureobasidium namibiae CBS 147.97
Lineage: Eukaryota; Fungi; Ascomycota; Dothideomycetes; Dothideales; Saccotheciaceae
Exons: 2
Coding region: 1-852 (283 amino acids)
Source: RefSeq, a predicted model, not a curated record